ACAGAGCCCUGGAGCCCUCUACUAGUCUCUCUAGCUAGUGAAUAACUGCAAAGGAAGGUCUCUAGCCUCCUCUACCUUCCAACUCCGGAUUACAACACUAGCAACAACAACAACACACACAGCUAUUUCUCAGCUGGGCAUAAUGGUCCUCCAUUGGCUGUAAUUCCAGAACUUGGUGGAGGGAGGUCAGGAGUUCAGGUUCAUAAUGAGUUUGAAGCCAGCCUGGGCUACAGAAACAAACACAACCAUUUCCGGUAGUGGAACUGUGAAUUCUAAAGCCACGCCCUCCGAGGCAUACAUCUCCUUCUUGACAAUGUGAGCCAGAGAGAAAUGGUGGUCAUCCCAUGGCUAAGGGCUCCUGUCCUCGUUAGUCCUGUCUCAGUAACCGCUGCUCUUCAGAGUCUCCAUGGACUCAGCUGCAGGCGGUACGGAACACUCAGGCCCGCGCCUGCUCCCUGGCGAAGGGGACGCAGGGCCAUGGGACUUUCAGAGAUUUGAGAGCUCAGGGUGAUGCAGGUGCAGGCGCAGGGCGGGGUCUUUGUUCUUUUGCUCAUCCCUCCUCUGUGCCUUCCUCUCCGGAAACCAGCAACACUGUGAGUGUUGGUGAUGCUGAGCUGUGGAGGCCCAGUUUAAGGAGACAUUGGGGUUGUCGGGGCUGUGACAACUGUCAGGCCAUAAGUGGGACUGACCCCCGACUCUCACACCAGCAGCAGUCAUGAGCAGAGAGAACAACUGUACCACAGCUGAUCUAGCAUGGGUGGACCCGUGGUCGGAGAAGGACCCAGGAGGAACAGGGACCACCCUCUGGAAGGUCCGUGGAAGAAGUUCCCCUGUAUGGGAACCUGCACUAUUUACAGACAGGACGGCUGUCGGAAGAAUCAAGGUCAGAAGAGCAGGACCCAUCCUCCGGAGGCCUUGCCAGGGGAGCAGAGGAGGCCACGUGUUACACGAGUCUGCAGCUGCGACCAGCCCAAGGUCGGAUCCCCAGCUCUGGGACCCCCAUCAAGUACUGCGAGGUGGUGCUGGACUCUGAGCCAAAGCCCCAGGCCUCAGGCCCUGAGCCAGAACUUUAUGCCUCCGUGUGUGCCCAGACACGCAGAGCCCGUGCUUCAUUCCCAGAUCAAGCCUAUGCCAACAGCCAGCCUGCACCCAGCUGAGGAGGACCUGGAACCGUGGGCGCCCAUGGCUCAGCUGCUGGGUCAGGGACUCCUGCUGCCAUGGCUAGGGUAUGCCUGGUUUCUAACCAUCUCCAGGACAUUGAGACUUUGCUGAGUGACAGGUGAUGGCCUACUCUGAACUUCCUAAGUUGGAUGACGACAUACAUACAUCUCAGAGUAGGAAUGCUCCGGGUUUUCUGAGGACAGAUUUGCAAAGGGAGAUCCCCUCCGCACUUACCUUUCCUAUGGGCUCCUGUAAGCCCCCAAAGUCGUUGGUUCACACCUUUCGCUCCUUUUAGGGUUUAACAAGGUUCCCCAUGUUCUCUCUAAGCUUACCCAGAUACCUCAUUGUCUCCUCAGACACAGGAAGUGGGCAGGGAGGAGUGGGUAAACGCCAGGGAGGAUGUGGGUGGUUGUCAUGCAUGGGAGCCCACAGCUGGAAGGCUCCUAAGGUCCCAGGUUUGGUUUCUGACCCGAAAACCCUGGACAGAGAAUAGCCUUCAUGCUGUGGCCUCUGGCGUCUCCUGGUUUUCGAAUAAAGCAUCUCAAAACA
Rattus norvegicus (Norway rat) is the source of this 1710-nucleotide messenger RNA. RefSeq names its product signaling threshold regulating transmembrane adaptor 1 (gene Sit1). Gene Ontology annotation, biological process: signal transduction; T cell homeostasis; regulation of T cell activation. Gene Ontology annotation, cellular component: plasma membrane. NCBI's taxonomy places the organism in Eukaryota, Metazoa, Chordata, Mammalia, Rodentia, Muridae. The record is from RefSeq and is a predicted model, not a curated record.